Molecule: messenger RNA, 1475 nt
Organism: Tachyglossus aculeatus (Australian echidna)
Lineage: Eukaryota; Metazoa; Chordata; Mammalia; Monotremata; Tachyglossidae
Product: kallikrein-8-like
Biological process (GO): proteolysis
Molecular function (GO): serine-type endopeptidase activity
Source: RefSeq, a predicted model, not a curated record
CAGAUCCCAGAGAUAAAAACAGAAGGCUGGGCGUGGAGAAUUUAGGACAGAAAAAGAGACAGACUGUGGGAGGAAGCGAGUCAGACAUAUUCAGAGACAGAGUGAGGCAGACAGAGACACACAUACAGGGAGAAUUUGGAGGAAAGACAUAGACUCGCACAGAGUGAGGCAGACAGAGAUACACAUACAGGGAGAACACGGAGGAAAGACAUAGACUCGCACACAAACAGUAGAAGGAGAGAGAGGGGCAGACAGACGGACAGAGUUGGAGGUUAGAUGAGAAAACCUCGGUAGAGCAGAGGGAGUCAGGGAGAGCUAGGUUGCCUCCACAGAGACGCUUCAGAGACCGGCCAGCGUGAAGCUGGAAUCACUGCCUUUACCUCAGCCUCUCUCCAAAUCUCUGUGUCUCUCUGGCCACAGCUGACUCUCUCUCCUACCUAUGCUUCGCUGAGUCUGUCGUAGCUCUGCAGGACCAGCCCAGCAGCUCCUCCACAUCCUGCAUGAUGGAGCUACAGCUUCUGCUUCUCACUCUGCUCAUGGCUGCUCCGGGGCUUUCCCAAGAUAACCGCAUUUGGGGGGGCAGCCCAUGCUUCCCCAACUCCCAGCCAUGGCAGGCAGCUCUCUUCGACGGGCCCCAACUGCGCUGUGGGGGUAUCCUGGUCCACCGCCGAUGGGUGCUCACUGCGGGGCACUGCUGGUUUAAUAGGUUGCAUGUGCGCCUGGGGGAACACAAUCUUCGCCGGAAGGAUGGGACCGAGCAGUUCUUCACCAGUAAACGCAGAGUAUUCCACCCCCAGUUCAACCCCCAAAUCAGAGAAAGGGACCAUGACCUCCAGCUGGUGCAGCUGUCCAAGCCGGCCAUCCUGAACAGGGCCGUGAAGCCGGUGCCCCUCGCUGACAGCUGUCCAGUCCCUGGCACCGACUGCCUCAUCUCUGGCUGGGGCACCACCUCCAGCACUGAAGUUUCGAAUCCGGACGAACUUCAGUGCGCCUGGGUGAAAGUAGUGGACCAAGAGCAGUGUCAAGCCAGAUAUGGAGGUGCCAUCAAGGAGGGCAUGUUCUGCGCAGGGAUCCAGGAGGGGGGCAGGGACACCUGCCAGGGGGAUUCAGGAGGCCCCCUGGUUUGUGGGGGUACUCUGGCAGGUGUCACGUCCUGGGGCCAGGAGCCAUGUGGACUCCCCAACUUUCCGGGCAUCUACACCAGAAUCUGUCGCCACCUGGACUGGAUCCGCAGGGUCACGGGAAUCAAAUAGCUCUCAGAGGCUGCUCGGGGGAGCCGCGACGUCUGCACCACAACCUCUCUUUGGGGGACGCUGAUGGGGAUGCCACCCGGAGGAUGCUCAAGGGGGAGGGGUUGGAAAGGAGCCGGAUAACUGGAGAGGGGACCUUUUACUCUGGGACGUCCUUGUGGGCAGGGAACAUGUCCACCACCACCUCUGUUGUAUUGGGCUCUCCCAAGCAUUUUAUACAGUACG